Arachis stenosperma is the source of this 2745-nucleotide messenger RNA. RefSeq names its product formin-like protein 13. The transcript is spliced from 17 exons. NCBI's taxonomy places the organism in Eukaryota, Viridiplantae, Streptophyta, Magnoliopsida, Fabales, Fabaceae. The record is from RefSeq and is a predicted model, not a curated record. The annotation marks the transcript as partial.
AUGGCCAUGCCAUGCAAAUUGUUUUUCCGAAAUCCCCCAGAUGGUCUUCUUGAGAUAUCUGACAGGGUCUAUGUUUUUAAUUGUUGUUUCAACAUUCGAUGUGAUCGGAGAGACGAAUCUUAUGAAGUCUACGUGAAUGGGAUUGUUGGUCAAUUUCGAGAGAAUGUGCCUAACGCUUCCAUUAUGGUAUGCAAUUUUCGCGAGGAAAACACUAAAAGCAAGUUGGAUAACAUAUUCUCUAAGCAUGAAAUUAAUCUCAUGAACUAUCCUUGCCACCACCAUGGUUUCCCUAUGCUCAAAUUGGAGGCCAUACAUCAUUUUCUAAAUUCAUGUGAUAGUUGGCUCUCACAUGGGCAAAAUAAGGUGUUGUUAAUGCAUUGUGAGCGUGGUGGCUUGCCAGUUUUGGCCUUCAUGUUGGCUGCAUUGUUGAUUUUCUUGAAACAAUAUGAAGGGGAGCAGAGGACGUUAGAUAUGGUUUACAAGCAGGUACGUCGUGAUUUUUUACAAUCCUUAACAAUGGUGAAUCCAAUCCCUUCCCAAUUGCGGUAUUUACGAUAUGUUUCCAAGACCAAUAUGGCCUUUGAUUGGCCUUCAUUGGAUAGGACACUUAGGUUGGACUACAUCAUUAUGACAUUUCUUCCAAACUUUAAUGAGAAUGGUGGAUGUUUUCCAAUAUUUAGAAUUUAUGGCGAAGAUCCCUUUCUUGUUGACAAGAAUCCUAAGAUCCUAUACUCAACACCAAAGAGUCCCAAAAACAUUCAAGCUUAUAAACAGGGAGAGUGUGACGAUAAAAUCAAAGUCAAUAUCAACUGUCGGAUUCAAGGUGAUGUGCUGAUUGAAAGUGUUAAUUUGGAUAGUGACUUGGAAAAUGAACAGAUGAUAUUCCAAACGAUGAUUAACACAAAUUUCAUUAGAUCUAACUUGUUGAUGCUUAAUCGGGAGAAAAUUGAUAUUUUGUGGGAUGCAAAAGAUCGCUUCCCAAGGGAUUUCAGACUAGAGAUAACUUUCACAGAGAAAGAUGUUGCUCCAAAGACUGAGUCAUCCUCUAGCUUUGAGGAAAGGGAGGGAUUACCAAUUGAAGAAUUUACCAAAGCCAAAGAGAUUUUUAACCAUGGAGAUUGGACGAGUCCUAAUGAUGAAGAUCACACAGUAAAUGAUACUAACACAAUCAAUGAUACCUCAAUUUCACCACAAACACCUCCAUUGAGGUCUCCCAGAAGUGAUAAAAAUGUUGAUGAGUCUCUUCCUCAUCAAUUGCAUUCAAAAUCACAAAAUCCUAAUACUGAUGUAACAAGACCUGAUUUGUUGCUUUCACAGCAAAAAACCCAACCCCCACCGGAUCAAAUUAGAGCUCCUCUAUCCCCGCCAACUCCUCCAAAGAAUGAAACAUUUGUAAGAGUUGGAUCCCCUCUUUCUCCUCCAACUCCAAAUGCUACAAUGCCUACUACCACCCCACCUCCGCCGCCAACGCCGCCCCCGGUUGGAGACCAUUAUGCUAACAAUGGUUUUCCAACUUCAUUGUGUAUUGGUCGUGGAAAGAAUGACACUGGCAAUCACACGAUGCAUUCAAUGAGUAACACCAAAAAGUUAAAAACAUUGCAUUGGUUAAAAUUAUCUCGAGCAGUGAAAGGAAGUUUGUGGGCUGAGGCACAAAAAUCUGGUGAAGCUUCCAAGACACCAGAUAUUGAUAUGUCUGAGCUUGAAAAUCUCUUCUCAGCAAUAACACCAAGUUUAGGCCAAGCAAAGAAAUCAAAGAUCCAAAACUUAGUUACGCCAAAAUCUGAUAAAGUGCAACUGAUUGAACAUACACGAGCAUAUAAUUGUGAAAUCCUUCUUUCAAAAGUGAAAGUCCCGUUGAAGGAUUUAAUGAGCUCAGUUUUAGCAUUAGAAGAGACAGCAUUAGAUAUUGAUCAGGUUGAGAACCUGAUAAAGUUUUGUCCAACAAAGGAAGAGAAGCAAGUACUUAAGGAUUAUGACGGAGACAAGGAAAAGUUGGGGAGAUGUGAACAGUUCUUCUUAGAGUUGAUGAAAGUUCCAAGGGUAGAAUCCAAGCUGAGAGUUUUUUCAUUCAAGAUUGAAUUCAACACUCAGGCUUCUGACCUUAGAAAUAACAUCAAUAUUGUUAAUGCUGCUGCAGAAGAGAUCAAAAACUCUGUCAAAUUAAGAAGAAUCAUGCAAACAAUACUUUCUCUAGGAAAUGCUCUAAACCAAGGAACUGCAAAAGGUUCUGCCAUUGGAUUUAAAUUAGAUAGUCUUCUUAAACUCUCAGAGACACGUGCACGGAAUACAAAGAUAACUCUCAUGCAUUAUCUUUGUAAGGUUUUGGAAAAUAAGCUUCCAGAAGUUUUAGACUUCACAAAUGAUCUUCCGAAUUUAGAGCCAGCAACAAAGAUCCAAAUGAACUUCCUUGCAGAGGAGAUGCAAGCUGUAAGUAAAGGAUUAGAAAAAGUUGAGCAUGAACUACUAACCUCAGAAAAUGAUGGUUCUAUAUCAGAAAUUUUCUGCAAGAAUCUGAAAGAGUUCCUACGUUCUGCGGAUGUUGAAGUCCGUGCAUUGGCUUCGCUAUAUUCUAUUUUGGGUAGGAAUGUGGAUGCCUUAAUUAUUUAUUUUGGAGAAGAUCCAUCUCGCUGCACUUUUGAGCAAGUUGUCACAACAUUGCACAACUUCACUGGAAUGUUUUGUAAAGCCCAGGAAGAGCACUUCAAGGAGCUUGAGCUUGAAAUGAAGAAAACAAAAGAAAAAGAU